Molecule: messenger RNA, 2385 nt
Organism: Zygosaccharomyces rouxii
Lineage: Eukaryota; Fungi; Ascomycota; Saccharomycetes; Saccharomycetales; Saccharomycetaceae
Gene: ADE57
Product: bifunctional aminoimidazole ribotide synthase/glycinamide ribotide synthase
Exons: 1
Coding region: 1-2385 (794 amino acids)
Biological process (GO): 'de novo' IMP biosynthetic process; adenine biosynthetic process
Cellular component (GO): cytosol
Molecular function (GO): phosphoribosylformylglycinamidine cyclo-ligase activity; ATP binding; phosphoribosylamine-glycine ligase activity
Source: RefSeq, a predicted model, not a curated record
AUGUCCUUGAACAUCCUUAUCUUAGGUAGUGGUGGUAGAGAACAUGCCCUUGUGUGGAAAUUGGCAGAAUCACCAUCUGUCAAGAAAAUCUACUUGGCUCCUGGCAAUGGUGGUACCGCUGUUGGAGCACACGGUAAAACUGUUAAUGUACCAGACAUGAGCAUAUCUCCAUCAAACUUCGAAAACUUGGCCAAAUUCGCUGUGGAACACGACAUUGGUUUAGUGGUUCCUGGUCCUGAACAACCUUUGAUCGAUGGUGUUGCCGAAUUUUUCAAGAAGGUGGGUAUUCCUGUCUUUGGUCCUGGUAAGGCUACAGCAGCUUUUGAAGGUUCCAAAACUUUCUCAAAGGAUUUCAUGCACAAGCACAAUAUCCCAACAGCACGUUAUGGUAACUUUUCCGCCUAUGAAGAUGCUAAGAAAUUCUUAGAUUCUGUGGAUUUCCAAGUUGUUUUGAAAGCUGAUGGUGUCGCUGGUGGUAAAGGUGUGUUGAUCCCUAACAGUAUGCAGGAAGCUCAAGAAUCCUUAAAGGCCAUAAUGGUGGAAAAGCAAUUCGGUAGUGCUGGUGAUUCUAUUGUCAUCGAAGAAUAUUUAGAAGGUGAUGAAAUUUCCAUUUUGACCAUUUCUGAUGGAUACUCCUACGUCAAUUUGCCAGCCGCUCAGGAUCACAAGAGGAUCGGUGAAAAUGAUACUGGUUUGAACACUGGUGGUAUGGGAGCUUAUGCACCUGCUCCUGUGGCAACACCUCAGCUUCUGCAACAAAUAGAUUCUGAAAUCGUUAAACCAAGUAUUGAUGGUAUGAGAAAAGAACGUAGACCUCUUGUGGGUGUUUUAUUCACUGGUAUUAUCCUCACAAAGAAUGGUCCAAAAGUUUUGGAAUACAAUGUUAGAUUCGGUGACCCUGAGACUCAAACAGUACUCCCACUAUUGAGUGAUGAUACCGAUUUGGCAGAAGUUAUGUUAGCAGCUGCCGAACACAGAUUAGAUUCCGUUGAAAUCAAGCUCAAAGAGAAUACUUAUGCUACUACCGUUGUGUUAGCUGCAGGGGGAUAUCCAGAUAAAUAUGAUAAGGGUGAAGAAAUCACCGUUGAUGAAGAACUUCUGCCAAAGGGAUCUUAUGUUUUCCAUGCAGGUACUACAUUGAAAGACGGCAAAAUAGUCACCGCUGGCGGUAGAGUCAUUGCUGCCUCUGCUGUGGGAUCUACUUUGAGAGAAGCAGUGGAUACUGCAUAUCAAGCGAUCAAAUGCAUCCACUUCAAAAACAGCUACUAUAGAAAAGAUAUUGCCCACCGUGCUUUCAGAGAUGCUGAUGUCGCUGCAUCUACUGGUAUUACUUACGCUGACUCUGGUGUUUCUGUGGAUAACGGUAACUUAUUGGUUCAAAGAAUAAAGGAAAAAGUGAAGUCCACUAGUAGACCAGGUGCUGAUUCUGACAUCGGUGGUUUUGGUGGUCUUUUCGAUUUGAAGCAAGCUGGAUACAAUACUGACGACACUUUAUUGGUGGGUGCUACCGAUGGUGUUGGUACUAAAUUGAUGAUUGCUCAAGAGAAUAACAUUCACAACACUGUUGGUAUCGAUUUAGUGGCAAUGAAUGUGAAUGAUCUAGUGGUUCAAGGUGCUGAGCCUUUGAUCUUCUUGGAUUAUUUUGCUACCGGUAAAUUAGAUCUCAAAGUUGCCUCUGAUUUUGUGUCUGGUGUUGCAGAUGGUUGUAUUGAAAGUGGUUGUGCUCUUGUCGGUGGGGAAACUUCUGAAAUGCCAGGUAUGUAUCCAGAGGGUCAUUACGAUACCAACGGUACUGCUGUUGGUGCCGUGAGGAAGACUGAUAUCUUACCAAAGAUUUCUGCUAUGCAAGAAGGUGAUGUGCUAUUAGGUUUGGCCUCAGAUGGAAUUCACUCCAAUGGAUUUUCGCUUGUGAGAAAGAUAAUCGAACACACAGGGCUUCCAUGGGACGCUAAAUCUCCUUGGGAUUCUACAAAGACCCUUGGAGAAGCCGUCUUGGUGCCUACCAAGAUUUAUGUUAAACAAGUUCUACCAUCUAUCAAAGAAAACUUGUUGCUUGGUCUUGCUCACAUUACUGGUGGUGGUCUUAUCGAAAAUAUUCCUCGUGCUCUACCAUCACAUUUGCAGGCAAAAUUAGACAUUAACACCUGGGAAAUUCCAGAAGUGUUUAAAUGGUUGGGUAAAGCUGGUAACGUUCCCGUCGACGACAUCUUGAGAACUUUCAACAUGGGUAUUGGUAUGGUAUUGAUUGUCAAGAAGGAAAAUGUCUCGAGAGUUAAGCAACACUUGAAAACCGCCAAUCAAAAAACUUUCGAAAUCGGUACAUUGGUUCAUAAGAAUGAAAACCAACCAGGUUGUGUCAUCGACAAUGCCGUCAAUUUGUAUUAA